Molecule: messenger RNA, 459 nt
Organism: Phytophthora megakarya
Lineage: Eukaryota; Oomycota; Peronosporomycetes; Peronosporales; Peronosporaceae
Source: the annotation of a GenBank genome assembly
AUGAUCGAUAACGCGCUAUAUGGGUUCACCCGGAUCACGAAGUCUGAAGGUCACGGAAGUACUGCGGAUGUAUUUGAGGACGGGGAACCGGUGGAUCGAGGCAAGCCCUCGGUGCUUGGUCGCAGAUCAUAUAUCGAUGACAUCCUGAUCCCCGCUAAUAACUGGGAUCAACUAUGUGACCGAGUCGAGGGGUUGCUCGAAGCGUGUGAUAAAUGGAACCUGUCGGUCAGCGUAGUCAAAAGUUUCUGGGGAAUGCCCAAGGUCGAAUACUUGGGCCAUAAGGUCUCACACAAUGGACUGGAGGCGAAUCCCAAAGAUCUGUCGUCAUUGACGGAUCACACUCAGAGCUAUGCAAUCAUUUCUGGGAACCGAUUUAUUGAGGACUACGCGAUCUACGCGUCGGUUCUAUACGAAUUGCGAGAAAUCGACUUUGCUGCGAUGACGAAAGAGGCUACCUAA